CUCAUGGGUGGAGCUCUUGGGUGGGCGGAGAGAUAGACAGGACACUGUGUAUGAAGAGUGGGACUGUCCUCAGGUGCGAUGUAUAGAGGUGUACAGUGGACAACAACGAGGAGAGCUUAGUCUACAGCUGGGAGAUAUGAUUAACGUCAUGCAGAAGACUACAGAUGGGUUUCUGGAAGGCCGCAGGGUACAGGACGGACAACGGGGCUGGUUCUCCUCUGCGUGCGUGGUAGAGAUCACCAAUGAACAUGUGCAAAGACGUCACCUUCGACAGCGGUAUCAUGUCCUACAGACAGCCACGCGACUGCUGAAACAACGCAGUGGGGGCCUUGAACAACGAACCACUAAAUGCUUUAAAUGAGAGACUAAAUUUGCAUUUUUCACUUAAAAAAGAGGAAAGGACGUGACUUGAGGCCAAGUAUGGUGACCCAUACUUGGAAUCUGUGCUCUGCAUUCAACCCAUCCAAGUGCACACACACAGCAGUGAACACACACCCGGAGCAGUGGGCAGCCAUAUUGCUUACUGACUUGAAAUAAAUGAGUAAAUAAUUAUGUAUGUGAUCCUGGACCACAAAAGUGUCUUAGUAGCACAGGUAUAUUUGUAUACAUUGUAUGGGUCAAAAUGAUCGAUUUUUAUUUUUUUAUGCCAAAAAUCAUUAGGGUAGUAAGUAAAGAUCAUGUUCCAUGAAGAUAUUUUGUAGAUUUCCAACUGUAAAUAUAUCAAAACUUAUUAUUUGAUUAAUAAUAUGCAUUACAAAGAACUUCAUUUGGACAACUUUAAAAGCGAAUUUCUCAAUAUUUUGAUUUUGUUGCACCCUCAGAUUCCAUAUAUUCAAAUAGACCAAAUACUGUCUUAUCAUAAUGAACCAUACAUCAAUGAAAAGCUUAUUUAUUUAGUUUUCAGAUGAAGUAUAACUCUCAGUUUUAAAAA
Molecule: messenger RNA, 931 nt
Organism: Labeo rohita (rohu)
Lineage: Eukaryota; Metazoa; Chordata; Actinopteri; Cypriniformes; Cyprinidae
Product: ephexin-1-like
Exons: 3
Coding region: 137-361 (74 amino acids)
Biological process (GO): activation of GTPase activity
Molecular function (GO): protein binding; guanyl-nucleotide exchange factor activity
Source: RefSeq, a predicted model, not a curated record